Molecule: messenger RNA, 4049 nt
Organism: Amoebophrya sp. A120
Lineage: Eukaryota; Dinophyceae; Syndiniales; Amoebophryaceae
Source: the annotation of a GenBank genome assembly
GUCGGUCGAAAUUGUGCUAGUAUUCAGCACUACUAGUGCAGGUGCUGGUAGCUCUCGGUUUAGUUUGAUGCCAAUAUUAUUCGGCUGUACUUGAAACUGAUGCUUCUUGUGGUUCAUCUUCUGAACAAUAAAUCUACUCUCCUCCUCCAGCAGCAUCUCUUUCUCUGUUUACCCCUAUCUAUCAUCAAAACAUAAGUACGAAUACGACAUACGAACCUAAAACACAACAGCUACAAUCGGCGAAAGAACAAAUUUCACGAUCGAGAAGUUUAAAAACCAGUCACAACUUUCACGCUCGAAUCAAAAAUCGACCACGACGCGACUCGAGGUUCUUUUUGAAGCUACUUACAACGAGAAACAAACACCAAGCAGCAGAAGAAAAGCCAGCAGAACUACAUCAUCGUUUAUCAUGUUGUACAAAGCCAAGGUCCUGGCCGGAGCGAAGCUCCUCGUCUCCACCAACUUUUGCCUGACCUCGGGCGAAGCCUCGGCGUUCAAAACCGAGGGCACUGCUGGUGCGGCGGCGGUUCCCUCCUCGACCUCUUUCCUGGCCAAGGAGGCGACCAAGCAGGAGACGAAAUCCGAUUCGUCGGCCGAAUCGAGUGCUUCGUAUUCCUCGGAAAACGAUGGCUCCUUCGCCAGUUCUUCUUCUUGUUGCGACGAUGACACCGAGGUCGAGGUUUCCGCGUCCGCCAGCGCCGGCGCGCCCGUCGGCAAAGGCAAGAAGCUCCCUGCCAUGGGGGACGAUGCGGCCAAGCUGAUUAUCUGGAGUAAAAACGUCCCCAUUUCCUCCUUCGCGUUGCAGUUGUCAAGAUGGAAAAUCUGCUAGAAAAAUCUAAAUCAACGAGCUUUGGUUGUUGCGCAUGACAAACUACUUGGGCGCGACGUCGCAAUGUAGUCGUCUUGAUAACUUUAGCUAGUGCAGCAGCAUCACAUAUGCAGAUCUAGCACACCAGCACUCGGCUGCGAGCAUCGCAAAUUUAUCAAAACGGCACUAGGAAGUGCGUCGCAUCAUGGGUCUACACCUCCGCAUGAGAUGAAACAACAUUUUGAGCAUGCAGAUUUGCAUUCCAAGAACUUUGGACUUGGAGUGGGGACGUAGUUUUUACGCGGGAUACAGAUGGAAAAGGUGGCCAAGAUGAACCACCUGCAAGCGAAGAACCUGCAAGCCAUGCACAAAAAAAUUGUCAUGUCCGCCAAAAUGUACUUUUUUUUCCCAUAAAAUUUCAGUGUUUCGUUUGGUUUCAUACAUAAUGUGCAAAAGAAGAAUAAAAUAUGAGUACUUACUAUACUAAGAAUAAGACUCUGCAGCUUCUCUGUGCGUCUGCAAGCAGGGCCAGGGAUGAUCGCCAUCAUCUGAAUCAGUUGAAUUCAUUCGUUUUGGUAGAAAAUGUAGAUGAAGAAAAAGGAAAAGUGCAAUUAUGCAAAAUCGCGCUGGUACCUAUCAGAAGAAAUUUUGCUUCUUCACCAAUAAAAAAAACAGCCUUCGCAGUGAGGCGGUGGUGCUGCAGCAAACGGCGGAGCUAUGGCAAUGAAAAAUGCCCCCUCCCCAUAUCAAAAAGGAAAUCAAAAUCUGUGAUGCAGAUUUGUGGUCACAAAUCAGCCUUGUGAUGCUAGAAGGCAGAGCCAGAAGAUGCGGUGGACUGUAGUGCUGCCUAGCGUGGGAAAGCCUUGCAGCUCCAGGAUGGCAGGAGGCAACUGGAAGUGGGGAACAGCAUGACAGACUGCCUGCAAUUUAGGCCGCAGCUUCGUCGCUUGGCCUUCUAGCAAUACAAGUCGAUUUGUGUACUCAAAUACAGCAUCACAAAUUCGCGCAUCUUCCGUUUCCGAUAUGGGGUGGGGGCUUUUUUCACUUUGAUCCGAGCAGUACCACAACUACGCCGCGCUGCUGGACCUGAUGGCGAAGCAAUAUGCAUUGCAAAUGUAAUGUCUGGGUCUGGAAAGUUGUCAUGCAAAGCAGUGAAUAGUGGAUGCACGACUGCAAUACGUGGCCAAGCAUGACAAGUUUUUGAGCUGCUAUGUCUUUCGCUUUGCGCAUGACAAACUGCGUUUUUGCAUAACACCCACGGGGCUCUUUUCCUGCUCAUGCAUCACAGAGCUAAGAGUCAUGCCGGCCAAGCAUGACAAACCUUGCAUCCUUUCAGACCCAGACAUAUUUGCAAUGCAUAAGCAAACGGCUGUCGCCAUGAAGAUGCAAGCCGAAACCGCCGAGCAGGUCAUGAAGAACGCGGACAUAUCCUGAGCAAAAACCUCCCCACCCCAUAGUCAAGAUAGGAAAUCUACUAGACAAAUCAGCCAGCUUUGGCUGUUUCGCAUGACAAGUUUGUCCUCGGUGAAUGUAAUCCUGUUGAGCUAGUCCAGCAGCAUCACUGAUCUAGCAUAUCGUGCUGAUUCUAGCAUCACAGACUUCAAAACACGACUUGAGAACGAUUCUCAUGCGAUUGCGAAGCUCCCGCAUGAGAAACUUUUUUUGCAUGCAGAUUUGCAUGACAAUUGAUUCUGGGGUGGCGGGGACGUUUUUGCUCAGGAUAGGACAUGCGUGGAAACUACGACCAAGUCAACGAACGGGUGAAAGUCGGCAUCCUGUCGCAGGGUGGUGUGAACACCAUCCCGGCUGGGGACGGCGACGACGAGGCUGUUGCUGCGGCCAACGCGAAUGCGCAUGCCGCAGCGUCUGGCCGCGGCGGGGGCCGGAUGAAUGCCAAUGCGCAGGCCGCCGCCCGGGCCGGAGGUGCCAGCGCCUUUUAUCCAGGAAAAAAACUGUGUCAGUGUAACCUUGUAGAAAGGGCAGCAUCACAAAUUCGUUUUGCAUUACAGGGAAAACCUGUGAUGCGCAGCUAGCAUGUGAAAACACGUAUGAAAGUAGUCUACGACCACGCACAUCCAGCAUGACACGUGUAUACAGCUUUGCAUUUUCAGCAUCACAGACUUACACUCACAUAGUUUUUUUCUUGCAUACCUUUCUGCAGAAGACCACCAUCACGGCCGAGGGUGAGGCCGAGAUCUCCAUUGCCGACCGGAUCACGGGCGAACUGCUGACUCCGGAGCAGCUGGAGGCUGCGGCCGAAGCGGAGGCCUCUGCCUUCAUUCAGAAGCAGCAGGAAGAGUUCGCUCGGACGCACGAGGUAUCCUGUACAAAAGUAUCGUACUCAUAUUGCAAUCGUGCAUUACACUUUUUUUCUCAAGGUAAAUCCGCAUGACAAAUUUUAUUUCUGAUGCUGAGAAAAUUUGUAAUGCGCUUAUACGAGGAGUACGAUACUUUUGUAAUUCAUACGAGGCCACCCAGGCCCGCGUCAUGCAAGCGGCCAGCGGCAUCGUUGACGCGCUGCAGAAGCCGUUUUAAAAACGCGGUGGGGGACGAUGUGGAGUUUUAUUCACCUUUUCAUUUCCGCGUGAAAGAUUUUUCUUUUAUCUGCGGGGAUGAAGAUGGUGUUUUGGAACAAGAUGAGGUGGAACGAGGCGGAGCGGAGGUGCGAAAAGUUCUGGGGAAGUGAUAUCAUUUCGCAACAUGACUGUGAUUUGAGUUGAAAUAAGAUCGACAAAAUUUCUUACACAGAGGCGGUUGAAAAAGGAAUGAAAAAAUCAUGUGGUGGUUAUUUAGGGUCGUGCAAAAACAAACUGUCGUUUAAAGUAUUUUUUUUUGUAAACAUCGAACUCUCGUAUAACUUUGUUUUGUGCUAUCUUCAGUCAUUGACGUGUACAAUUUAAUUGUUCACAACUUUACGUUUACGCUUUACACAUUUUGCUAUUGACGUAGUGCUUCUCACUUCAUACAUUUACAUUAUCGGAAAAAUUUUGUUACAUUUUCAGAUCCAAUUCAAGAGCUUUCUUUCAAAAACAACAAGCAUUACCAAUUUCUACGCCCCUGAAAAAUUAGAAUUGAAGACCAGCUGAGUUGUGCAAUGUCCUACUAAUUUUGAACCCUAUGGAAGACUAUUUCUCAAAAAUAAAUCACGUUUACGGUGCCACAGUACUCCUUUGCUUUCUGUAUUAGUCACGGCAGGACGCGCUUGUUACGGCAAGCGACUUGUACGCCAAAAGAAAUCCAA